Messenger RNA from Caenorhabditis elegans, 1249 nucleotides. RefSeq lists its product as uncharacterized. Lineage: Eukaryota; Metazoa; Nematoda; Chromadorea; Rhabditida; Rhabditidae. The coding region runs from base 7 to 1080 and encodes 357 amino acids. Gene Ontology annotation, cellular component: Golgi membrane. The record is from RefSeq and is marked reviewed. The transcript is spliced from 7 exons.
UAAAUCAUGACACGACGGAGCGAAAAAAUAAGUCCACAAGAUUCAUAUGACUGGGCUCACUGUACACAUCGGAUAUCUUCGAUUUAUACGUAUUUCUUUAUAAGUUCUAUGACUUUUAUUGGAAUAGGACUUUACUUUUUCUCCAAAGAGUUUGUGGUUUCACCUGAUAAUUAUACCGAAUUAGAACGGAGCUACAGAUCAGAUUAUACCAACAAAACGGAAAUAUCAUAUGACGAGGCAAUUGCUGCAAUGAAUCCAUCUCAUCCGUUCCAUAAAUUUUUGUCUCGAAACUACAUUCGACACGCUUUUGGAACAGUUUUCUUCAAUCACUGUAAUGUGUUUCCAUAUCCAAAUACAACAAAUCUUCCAUCUUUACUUCGAAGGAUGACCUUUUCAUCUCUUACCCAAGCAUCCAUAAGAACAUCUGCAUUGAUUACUGUUCUUCUUAGAAUGGUAAUAAUACUAAUUCGCACAUCGGAUGUACUCCUUCAAAACCCAAGCAAAUGGAUUAAAAUCCGAUGUAUUGGAUGUGUCUGUACUUUGACUGAUUUGAUGGUUUCAAUUUUCGGAAUGUUCGUGACAUGUCUUCACCAUAGUGUUGAUAUGAAGGAUUUGGGAUUUUUGGUUUACUACUCUCUUCCAAUCUUUGGUGUUUCAUUCUUCAUUUGUGCAACGACGUACACUUAUUUAGAAUCGUAUGAUGUAAAUAGAAAGAACAGCCGAGUCCUGGAACGAGUAUUCUGCAUUGCACUUUUUGCAUUUUGUCUUCCCGUUGUAUGUAAAGAUUAUAUAUCAUUUCUUUACACGUACCCAUGUUUAUAUCACACGGAAUGGCCAGCGGCGAUUUGUGAGUACAUAUGCAUUAUCACUAUCAUUGUUUUCUACUUGACACAAAUUGAAGAUUUCACUAAUAUGGAAAUGGUUUUAUCAGUUGAAAGAGAGGAGACAAUGUGUUGUAUGGAUUUUAUUGACUUUCCGGAUUUCAAGCCUGCAAUGCUUCAUGAUUUCCAUGAACUAAUUGCUCGUCAGAAAGAAGCAGAAGAAGCAAAAUUGUACAAAUCACUCAUUUUUGUUUCUUGAUAAUUUCAGAUUCGUUUAGCUUGUUUGUUGUAGUUUUAGUUUUUCUAAUUAUAUGUAUGAUUUCGGGUAUUUUUUUUUUAAUUUAGUAAUUUUCCAACUCUAGUACAUUUGCUCAUUUCUCACCAAACAACAAUUGAUCUCCAAUUUUCAGUAAAUUAUUUUGUUCCAA